AUGAAGUCGCCAGCCAACCUAAAGGAACUUCAGAGUUUAAAUGGGAAGAUCGCCGCCCUGAACAAGUUCGUCUCCAAGUCCACCGACAAGUGCUUACCAUUCUUUAAAACUUUGAGAAAGAUGGCAAAUUUGAGUGGACGGACAAGUCCUGCGCUCCAAAAUGCUAACGCCGACGCCUUAGCCUGCCUGGCGUCAUCUUAUGAGAUGAACCUGCCUCGAACGCUGAUGGUUGAAAUCUUACACGGCUUAAGCCUCGCCGAACCCGAGGUCAUGGACAUUGACCUCUCGAGGACAGCGGACUGGAUGACCCUCAUCAUCAAGCAUUUGGAAAUUAGGGAGUUGCCCGAAGACCGAGUAGAAGCCCUCCGCUUUAGAAGGUGGGCAGCCCACUACCUCCUCAAGGACAGAGUCCUGUUUAAGAUAUGGUACUCCCUCCAGCUCCUCCAGUGCAUAGGAGUUGCAGAGACCGGUUACAUGAUCAGUGAAGUCCACGAAGGCAACUGUGGAGAUCAUCUGGUCGGAUGA
This is a messenger RNA of Momordica charantia (bitter melon), 525 nucleotides long. NCBI's taxonomy places the organism in Eukaryota, Viridiplantae, Streptophyta, Magnoliopsida, Cucurbitales, Cucurbitaceae. The record is from RefSeq and is a predicted model, not a curated record.